Messenger RNA from Musa acuminata subsp. malaccensis (wild Malaysian banana), 3163 nucleotides. RefSeq names its product ADP-ribosylation factor GTPase-activating protein AGD3. Lineage: Eukaryota; Viridiplantae; Streptophyta; Magnoliopsida; Zingiberales; Musaceae. Gene Ontology annotation, cellular component: cytoplasm. Gene Ontology annotation, molecular function: GTPase activator activity; protein binding. The record is from RefSeq and is a predicted model, not a curated record.
UCUUUUUUUCCUCUCUUCCUUUUUCUUUAGCUCCUCGCUCCUCCCCUCUUCUUUCCCUCCGUUCUCUUCUCUGCGAUUCCUCCACAAAUCCCUUUGAUCGACGCUGUUUCCUCUCUCUGAUCGCUGUUUGCCUUCCCUAAUCUUCUCCAUUCUGUUCGAACUCUUGUGGUCUGAGACCUUGGCGCUAAAGAGCUCGCCUUUUGGAUUAGGGGAACGUCCACACCGGUGGAUUUGCCGGAGAAAUGUCUCUGGAGAUGAUCUGGGCUGUGAUCAUUGAGUGCAUUUAGGAGAAAUAAAAGGGUUUUUGGAUCCGCCGGUGCUGGACUUCUGUGGUGGCCGUGCGAUCUCGCUCAGUCCUGUGUCCUGUGAGACAACCCGAGUGUUCCGUAGGUUGAGCCGGGGAUAGGAGUGUGCGUUGAUGAGGAUUGUCUGUUGGAGGGAGGGGAAGGUUGCCGCUUCACCAUGUACUUCGCCAAGCUUGACGAUUCUCCUAUGUUUCGGGAGCAGAUUCAAUCACUUGAAGAAAGUGCAGAAUCAUUAAGAGACAGGUGUCUAAAGUUUUAUAAAGGCUGUCACAAGUACACAGAAGGACUUGGAGAAGCAUAUGAUGGAGAUAUAGCUUUUGCAAGCUCCCUAGAAACUUUUGGAGGAGGGCAUAAUGACCCAAUCAGUGUUGCUUUUGGAGGACCUGUCAUGACCAAAUUUACAAUUGCUUUGAGAGAAAUAGGAACCUACAAAGAAGUUCUACGUUCCCAGGUUGAGCACAUCUUAAAUGACAGACUGUUGCAAUUUGUAGAAAUAGAUUUGCAUGAGGUCAAGGAUACCCGCAAGCAUUUUGACAAAGCUAGCCUUCUGUAUGACCAGGCCCGUGAGAAGUAUCUUUCGUUAAAGAAAGGCACAAAGGCAGACAUAGUCACUGUCUUGGAGGAUGAGCUCUAUAGUGCAAGAUCUUCAUUUGAGCAGACCCGUUUUAAUCUGGUUACUGCUCUUUCUAACAUUGAGGCUAAAAAGAGAUUCGAGUUUUUGGAAGCUGUUAGUGGAACAAUGGAUGCCCAUCUUCGUUAUUUCAAACAAGGAUAUGAAUUGCUGCAUCAGAUGGAGCCAUAUAUUCACCAGGUUCUGACUUAUGCACAACAAUCAAGGGAACGAUCUAACUAUGAGCAAGCAGCUCUAAUAGAGAGGAUGCAAGAGUUCAAAAGACAGAUUGACCGGGAAAGUCGGUGGUCUCCAAAUGGGUCAAAGGAUUCUGCUAAUGGAGAUGGUAUACAGGCUAUUGGCAGAAGUUCUCAUAAGAUGAUUGAGACAGUGAUGCAAUCAUCUGCUAAGGGAAAGGUUCAAACAAUUCGUCAAGGUUAUCUAUCCAAGCGAUCAUCAAAUUUGAGAGGUGAUUGGAAGAGAAGAUUCUUUGUUCUUGAUAGUCAAGGAAUGCUGUACUAUUACCGCAAGCAGUGGAGCAGACCUUCUGGAAGUAUCCAUUCUAGUGAAAAGGGUCACUUCGAACAUGGUUCUGGAUUGCUGAGCCGGUGGUUCUCUUCUCAUUAUCAUGGUGGUGUCCAUGAUGAGAAUUCCGUUGCACGUCAUACUGUAAAUUUGCUGACAUCAACAAUAAAAAUUGAUGCAGACCAGUCAGAUUUGCGUUUUUGUUUCAGAAUUAUUUCUCCAUCAAAGACCUACACUUUGCAGGCAGAGAGUGCAAUGGAUCAGAUGGAUUGGAUUGAAAAAAUAACUGGGGUUAUCGCAUCUCUUCUAAGUUCUCAGUCACCUGAACAGCAACUCCUCACUAGCCCUACGGGUAGAGGUCAUCAUCAUGCAGCUAGUGAAAGCAGCUCAUUCAGUAACUCAUCCGAUGCUGAUCACUUAGCAAUUGAUGAAUUAUCAUUGGAGAAAAACUUUGCUAGUGGGAAUUUUGGGCGUUUUGGUAGAAGCUCACAACAUCAUAAGGUCAACUCAAAGCAGGAGAAACCAAUUGAUGUCCUAAGAAAAGUACAUGGUAAUGAUGUAUGUGCUGAAUGUGGUGCUCCUGAACCUGACUGGGCAUCCCUAAACCUUGGGGUGCUUCUCUGCAUUGAGUGUUCUGGGGUUCACCGUAAUCUUGGGGUCCAUAUAUCUAAGGUGAGAUCUCUAACACUUGAUGUGCGAGCAUGGGAGCCUUCUGUUAUAAAUCUAUUUCAAUCAUUGGGUAACACAUUUGCCAACUCCAUCUGGGAAGAACUAUUGUCAUCCAUAAGUAAUGGAAAAUGUGAUGAUACUAGUUCUAUUUUGCUUGAUAAAAAUCAAGAGCACAUGUGUAUUAGCAAGCCCAAGCACUCAGAUCCCAUUUCAGUGAAAGAGAAGUUCAUUCAUGCAAAGUAUGCAGAGAAGGAUUUUGUUUGUAGACGGGAGGUAGAUCAGCUUUCAGUGGCACAACACAUGUGGGAGAGUGUCAGUGCUAAUGACAAGAAAUCAGUGUACCACCACAUUGUGACUUCCAGUGUUGACAUCAAUAUUACAUAUGGACAAACAUUUACAAACUCAGGUGAUUCUUGGCACAAGCCUUACACUACGAGCUCUCUUAGUUCUGCAAGCACAAAUGAGGACAGAAACGAGUUGGAUGAAUGCUUUGAAGGUUUUUCCCUACUUCACUUGGCUUGCUGGACAGCAGAUAUUGGAAUGAUAGAGCUUCUCUUACAAUACGGUGCAAAUUUAAAUUCUACUGACUCGAGGAGAAGGACACCGCUUCACCAAUGUAUUCUCAAAGGCAGACAUUUAUUUGCUAAACUACUAAUUUCCAGGGGGGCAGACCCACAUGCCACUGACGAGGAUGGUAAGAGUCCCAUACAGUAUGCAAUAGAAAGUGGCGACAUUGACUAUGAAGACAUUAUAUUUUUGUCCUAGAGGAUCCAAUGGAUAGUUGAGGAGCUAAUGGGAUGAGCUUUUUGGGUUAUUGGCAUCAUCAAAAUUUGUCUGCAGAUGAACUAUUGCCCAAACUUGUUGAUUCCUGCUUUCCAAGUUUCAACCAAUGAUUUUGGCAGCAUCAUAUAUGUUCUGGGGCUUGUAUAGUGCAAAAUGUGUCUGCCUUUUUAUUUUUUGCUUGGUCUUGAAUGCAUUCACAUGCAGUUUGAGUUAUGUAAAAAUCAUGCUUUUUGAUCAUCGUAUCACUUGUUUCUUGGUUCAUCUUGAUCAA